AGUGAAGUGCCCUUUGGCCGUAGUACGAGCAACUUUCGAACGAUACCUUUCAUCUCGAAGACCGACCAGACGAUCCGAUUAAAAUUCUGUCAUUUUCUGUGAGACAUCAUUUACGAAGCGACAUCGAUUAUGGUAGUAUUGAGUCGCGUUGGUUCGCCGACGAUGUCAGCGACUGUCGCCGGUAAUCAACAACAACAUCCUCAUCAGGAAUGGGAUAUCAAUGACUCGAAUGUUCCAAGGGUCGUGGAAUACGAUCCGUGGUGCGAAUGGGCGGAUGGCCACGUACGAAGGGUAUAUGGACCGGAUUGCGAAGAAGCAAGAAGACAUGCAUCUGGCUGGGCUAUGAGAAAUACAAACAAUCACAACGUCAGUAUCCUUAAAAAGUCUUGCCUCGGAGUUUUGGUCUGCUCGCAGGAAUGCAUAUUGCCUGGCGGUGGAAGGGUACAUCUACGACCGGCGAUUUGCGACAAGGCUAGAAAGAAGCAACAAGGUAAACCCUGCCCAAACAGACAAUGCACUGGCCGCUUAGAAAUUUUGUCCUGCCGCGGCCAUUGCGGUUAUCCCGUUACUCAUUUCUGGAGACACACCGAACACGCGAUAUUCUUCCAAGCUAAAGGACAACACGAUCAUCCACGACCAGAAGCGAAAUCUACUUCCGAAGCUAGAAGAAGUGUAGGCGCUGGCAAGAGGGUCAGAGGAUUAGCGGUUUUACUCGCAAGAGAGGCUGCUUUAGGUUCCAAGUUAAUGUCACUAAGAGGAACGAAAAGAACAAAUACUGAUCCAGUUGAACAACCUCCAAGAACUACAGCACCACCGCCAUUAAUCUCAGACAAAGGAUAUUCCUGUUCCUGUCCCCCAUUCGAAUGCAUGUGUGCCAUGCAAACAAAUUCAUCGUAUCAGCAUCAACAUCACCAAACUACGAUUUAUAAUCAGCAACAACCAUCGAAUGAAUCAUACUGGUUACCUGAUACGAUACCGAUACAAGAUAAUACAGUAGGUUAUUGCCUGCCAAAUCAAAUACCGCAGGAAGCAUCCUAUCCAGAAUUUCCAACGUUUAGCAGCGAUCUCUUCCAACCGGAAGAAAUCUUCCAACUAGACCAACCGCUACGACCAGACUUUCCAACAAAUUCUCAAGACAUAGCAAGAUCACCGCCGACUCUACUCGACUUGGGAAGUGGUACUAUCAAAUACGAAGUCAAGCAGCACAAUCAAGAACAAACAUACUGGAACCAAUUUUUGAGCGAAGAUUCUAGCAGCAGUCAUCUUAGCAUUCCUCAAGACGAGAGACUUCAAUUUCCUGCUUUUGACACAGUCAAGGAUACAGGGUUCGCUUCAAGGAAACCAUUGAAUCAAUAUAUUUCCGAAAAAAAUCAAAAUCAUCCUCUCGAGGAUAAUUUAAACUUCCAAGGAUAUGAUCGAACGCAAACUCCGAAACCUUUUACAAACGAUCGUAUUAUAAAGAACGAUCAGGAUCAUCAGCCCUAUUGGAAUCAGUCUCAUCUGGACGAGCGACUUCAUUUCCCUGGUUUCGAUUCACAUAAAGAAAAUAUUUUGUCGUCCAGAAGAGACAUAGAUUGUUUCAAAGACUGUCAGAGCAAUAUGAUCGACAGAUCAAAUUAUGGAAAUUAUCAAAGACCGAAGAACGACAUGGCUCUGACUGAUCCUAAUCGUUCAGAACGCAGUCCGGUUUCUGAAAACAGAAAUCCGUAUUCGUUCGACGGCUAUCAAGUAUUUGAGGACUCGAACUCAAAAAAUCAUCAAUCGAUCGUUCGACCAUCUCAUCCGAGAUCGAAUCACAUCGGUCUUGACGAAAGAUCUCAAAACGUUUAUGGAACGCACGAGAUGAAUCCUGAAGUCACCGAAAGACUUUUUCCUGAAGCUUCGUCCAUCGAGCCAACCGUACAACCUCAAAAUAGCCCCGAACAUUUCUUCUACUCCACCAACGAUCGUUGUCAUUACACGUGCGAAGUUCUUGAUAACAGAUUGCCUCAGAUGACGAUGACAAAUGCAGCUCCUGUUCAUCAUCCUGUAGUUAAUGGUUACAGUGACGUCGCUGAUAUCGAUCUCCCACCUUUCGUAGACUAUACUCUAGUUGGGAUGCUGUGCAGUUCUACAGAGGAGGAUACAACGACAAGUAUGAUGACUGGUUGUCCUUCGAAUUCUCAAGCUUUCGUUCCUCAUCACUAAAAAAAGAAAGAAAGAAAGAAAAGUAACACGUUCCUUCGUCCGACAUAUGAAUUUGUAUUGUAAAUAAAUAUAUUACGUUAGUUGCACCAAGAAUAACUGUGCAAUAGA
This is a messenger RNA of Vespula vulgaris, 2295 nucleotides long. RefSeq lists its product as uncharacterized. Lineage: Eukaryota; Metazoa; Arthropoda; Insecta; Hymenoptera; Vespidae. The record is from RefSeq and is a predicted model, not a curated record. Gene Ontology annotation, cellular component: nucleus. Gene Ontology annotation, molecular function: RNA polymerase II cis-regulatory region sequence-specific DNA binding; DNA-binding transcription activator activity, RNA polymerase II-specific. Gene Ontology annotation, biological process: gliogenesis; regulation of transcription by RNA polymerase II. The coding region runs from base 130 to 2187 and encodes 685 amino acids. The transcript is spliced from 6 exons.